AUGAUCGAAAAAGACGGAUAUCAUUACUGGAAGGAUGACAAGAAAAGAGGGAAAGAUAAAGAACAAUGGGCAAGAAUAAGAUGCGGAAACAUUGGGAGAGCUUACAAGAAAGGUUAUACAGAGUGGACGUGCAGAUUAUGUGAAGAAAAUAUGGAAACCUUAACACAUCUAAUAAAGUGCAAAGAGAUAAAAAAAGGAGUGAACGAAAAGGAAAGAAAAUAUUUGGAAAAGUGGGACAAAUUGGUAGAGGAAGAAGAGAUCGAAAGAGAAAUAUGUAAGAUAUUAAAAGGCGAAUUAGACGUGAACUUUUGUGAAAUUUUUCGUAAAGUCGAAAAAUCAAUAAGAAGCAAGACAGAAGCGGAAAAAAUUGGAGAAGAAAGUGCAGAGGUGGAGCAGAGAACAGUGUGA
Molecule: messenger RNA, 408 nt
Organism: Cotesia congregata
Lineage: Eukaryota; Metazoa; Arthropoda; Insecta; Hymenoptera; Braconidae
Source: the annotation of a GenBank genome assembly